AUGUUUCAUAAACAAUAUUCUUUUCUUUUUUUCUUUUUUUUCUUUCUUUCUUUGAUUUCCUUCUCUCUGCUUCUCUUAUUUUCUUUCUUUCGAUCUUUCUUUUCUUUUUGUCUUUCUGUUAUUACGCCAUUACCUUUUUACUUUUAUUUCAUUAUAUUUAUCUCUUUUCCUUCAUUUCUACUUUUUUUUCUUUAUUUCUCGCCUUCAUUCAUUCUUCCUCUCUUUCUUUCUCUUUCCUUCUUUCUUUCAUUUUUCUUUCUUCUUUCUUCCUUUCUUUCUGUUUCUGGUCUUUUCUUUCUUUCUUUUUUCUUUCUUUCUAUUUCCUUUCUCUCUUUCUUUCUUUCUUUCUUUCUUUUUUCUUUCUUUCUUUCUUUUUUCUUUCUUUCUUUCUUUUUUUCUAAUUCUGGUCUUUACUUUCUUUCUUUCUUCUUUCUUUUUUCUUUCUUUAUUUCUUUGUUCUUUUUCUUUUUUUCUUUCUUUCUAUUUCUGGUCUUUCUUUUCUCUCUUUCUUUCUUCUUUCUUUCUUUCUUUCUUUUUUCUUUCUUUCUUUCUAAUUCUGAUCUUUACUUUAUUUCUUCUUUCUUUCUUUUUUCUUUAUUUUAUUUCUUUGUUCUUUUUUUCUUUCUUUCUAUUUCUGGUCUUUCCUUUCUCUCUUUCUUUCUUUCUUUCUUUCUUUCUUUUUUCUUUCUUUCUUUCUUUCUUUCUAAUACUAGUCUUUACUUUCUUUCUUUUUUUUCUUUUUUUCUUUCUUUUUUCCUCUUCUGUUCUUUCUUUCUUUCCUUCUUUAUAAUUCUAUUCUUUCUUUCUUUCUUUCUUUCUUUCUUUCUUUCUUUCUUUCUUUCUGUCUUUGUAUCUUUCUUUAUUUCUUUGAUUCUUUUUCUUUCUUUCUUUCUUUCUUUCUUUCUUUCUUUCUUUCUUUCUUUAAUAUACGCCUUUAUUUUCUCCUUCCUUCCAUUCCUACCUUCCAUUUUAUCUUCAGUUUGUUUGAGUCAGUCUUGA
Messenger RNA from Acanthosepion pharaonis, 999 nucleotides. The record is from the annotation of a GenBank genome assembly. Lineage: Eukaryota; Metazoa; Mollusca; Cephalopoda; Sepiida; Sepiidae.